Molecule: messenger RNA, 1215 nt
Organism: Gadus macrocephalus (Pacific cod)
Lineage: Eukaryota; Metazoa; Chordata; Actinopteri; Gadiformes; Gadidae
Product: lactoylglutathione lyase-like
Exons: 6
Coding region: 314-850 (178 amino acids)
Molecular function (GO): metal ion binding; lactoylglutathione lyase activity
Source: RefSeq, a predicted model, not a curated record
CAAACUCGCAGAACGUGUUUUUUUCACCGGCCACGGAGUCUUAUCUACCUUGUUGCCAUUUCCGCUUACUGUCCCCAGCACCAGCUUACACCAGCCUGCCCAUCAAUACUACUACAGGGUGCCAGCUUCACGACGAGAUCACUUUAUUUAGUUGUAAAUACGUUGAUAUGUAACCAGGCGUGUCUGCGACAUGUUUGCCCUCAUUUAAAACCGACACACCUCUGACGAGUAAACCGAAUAAGAUAUUAUAAAUUAGAUAAAAGGAUCCGGUAACAUUCCUGAAUUCAAAACACCGCAGUAGGCUGCGAUAGAAAUGAAAGGACUGACGGACGAAGCGGUGUCCGAGGCGUGCAAAGAGGGGAACCCGAUCACUCAGGAUUUCAUGUUGCAGCAGACCAUGUUGAGAGUCAAAGACCCAGUGAAGUCUUUAGAUUUCUAUACGCGUGUUUUAGGCAUGACGCUGCUUCAGAAGAUCGAUUUUCCCUCGAUGCGUUUCUCCUUCUACUUCCUGGGCUACGAGGAGCGCUCAGAGAUCCCCUCGGAUGUCAAGGAGAGGACCGCCUGGACCUUCUCCCGCCGGGGGACCAUAGAGCUCACCCAUAACUGGGGUUCGGAGUCUGAUGAGAAUCUGUCUCAUCAUAAUGGAAACUCAGAGCCGAGAGGCUUCGGCCAUAUUGGCAUCGCCGUUCCUGACGUCUAUGCUGCCUGCAAAGUGUUUGAAGCUCAAGGAGUGACCUUUGUCAAGAAGCCUGAAGCUGGUAAGGUGAAAGAUCUAGCCUUCAUCCGGGACCCAGACGGCUACUGGAUUGAGAUUUUAAGUCCGAACAACAUGGUGGCGCUGACCUCCUAGCCCCUAGUUAGGACACUGCAGAGGUGGAGAUGACCUCUGAGCCCCUAGUACCCCCUCCGGAGUGGGGGAGAUGAAGCUGUAAUACUUGAUACAUGUGCCUGUUCUAUGUUCUGAGACAGUUCAUUGUUUUCUUUGUGAGAGCUUCUCUCUUCGUUUUAAUCCUGUCUGUUUCCAGUUGCUGUUUCCUUUGAUUCCCAGACCACAUGUUUGUUUGCUACUUGUUUUGUGGUAAUAAUUGUCAAGUUAUUUCAAAAAUGCUUUGUUGAACAUUUAUUGUAGGUCUAUCUCUCUAUCUAAUUGCUAAGCGGUAUCAAAAUCAUUAAUGUAAAAAAAGUACCUUGAUUAAAUAAAUGUAGGUAAUGCUG